UGAGUGCACCGGGUCAUCGUUAGGAGCAGUGCACGGAUUACGAAUAUUUUGCACACGUGUUUAAUUUGAUCAACAAAAUAUAACAACAUUAUUCUUUGUUCGUCCUUAGCUGUAAACAGUUAUUGGUUUUUUUUUUUUUCAAAAAUGAAGUAUACAUUUCAGUUCAGUAAUUUACUUGGCACUGUCUACCAAAAAGGGAAUUUAAUCUUCUCUUCUGAUGGAACUACAGUUAUCAGUCCAGUAGGCAACCGCAUCACAGUAUACGAUCUGAAAAAUAAUAAAUCAUUGACACUUCCUGUGGAAAGCAGAUAUAACUACAACUCAAUGGCCUUAUCACCAAAUGGUUAUAUAUUAAUUGCAGUGAAUGAAGAGGGCGAAGCUCAUUUCAUCAGUAUGAUUAGUAAAAUGGUCAUUCAAAAGUACCGUUUUAAAGGGAGAAUAAGCAGCAUACAUUUUUCACCAGAUGGAAAUUACUUUGCAGUAAGCAAGGCACUCAAUGUAUAUGUAUUCAUUGCACCUGGUUUGCAAUCAGGGGAAUAUAAUCCUUUUGUCAUGGAACGGGUCUUCACUGAAGGCAAAGAUGAUACGUCUUGUAUUGAGUGGUCGUUCGAUUCAAAGCUGUUAGCAGUUGGGUCAAAAGACUCGUCAAUCAGAUUGUACAGUUUGAACAAGUGGAUCAACGUAAAUAGAUGCACUUUUCCUGGUCAUUCCAACGUAAUUGUAGGUUGCUAUUUUGAAAAGGACAAUUAUGAUUUCACCACGAUAAGUAGAGAGGGUUACCUGUGCAUAUGGGAAUGCUCGGUAGAAUAUGAUAAUUUUGUUCUGAAUGAGGCUCCGUUAAAAAAAAGCAAGCUAAUGGACAUUGGUCACGAGGAAGAAGAGGAUGUACAUCUUGAGAAAGGCUUACACCGUACGAGAAGGACCGAGGAAACCACAGAGCUUUCGUUGACAAAGAUUGAUCCAGAUAAGAAAGGUAUGAAAACAGACAUAUCGAAAACAGGCAACAUGAAGAAACUUCAAUAUAGACGAUUGGGCAGACAUUAUUUAGCGGAUCACGUAACAAAGAACGAAAAGGUCACUCUGACUGCUGCAGCUUAUCACGCGCAACAUCGCAUUCUUGUUGUUGGUUUCAGUGUCGGAGCUUUCUUCUUAUACGAACUUCCAAGUGUUAAUGUCAUACAUUCUCUCAGUAUCGUCAAUCAACAUAUUAGUGCAAUUUCUAUUAACUGUACUGGAGACUGGAUUGCGCUUGGCUGUGCAGAAGCCGGCCAGCUGUUAGUUUGGGAGUGGCAGAGUGAAACUUACGUCCUGAAGCAACAGGGACAUGGCAGUAAUAUGACUUGCCUUGCGUACAAUCCUAAUGGACAGUAUAUAGUUACCGGCGGCCACGAUGGAAAAGUAAAAUUAUGGAAUUCUGUUAAUGGUUUCUGCACCGUAACUUUUCAGGAACAUGUUUCUUCUAUAUCUGAUGUAUUGUUCAGUCGAAAUCAAAUGUUUGUUGUUUCUGCGUCUUUGGAUGGAACAGUUCGAGCCUAUGAUUUAACACGUUACCGGAACUUCAAAACCUUUACGUCCCCAAAACCUGUUCAGUUUUCUUGUAUAGCAUUGGAUACUAGUGACGGACUUCUUGCUGCUGGUGGCCAAGAUGUUUUUGAAAUUUAUUUGUGGUGUGUCAAACUUGGUUCUCUUCUGGAGAUUCUGAGUGGACAUGAAGGUCCCGUCGCCAGUAUAGCUUUCAGUCCUAAUCCAACAAGUACAGCAUUGGCCUCAGUUUCUUGGGAUAAGACUUUAAAAUUAUGGAAUGCAAUCGAAAUCAGUUCAAUUCAUGAAACAAUUCAGCUGAAUGCUGAUGCCUUAAACGUCGUGUAUAGACCCGAUGGAGAAGAAAUAGCUGUCGCUACACUCGAUGGCCAAAUAUCUUUUUUUGAUUGCAAGAGCUCAAUGCAAACAGGAAACAUCGAAGGGAGAACAGAUCUUGGUAGUGGUCGAUCUGAUACUGAUCUUAUUACUGCAAAAAGAAGCAAAGAAGGAAAAGCAUUCACCUCGCUGUUCUAUUCAGCCGAUGGGACCUGUAUAAUUGCGGGAGGACAGUCGAAGAAUGUUUGUAUUUACAAUAUUCAAGAAUGUCUUUUACUGAAAAAGUUCGAAAUUACGCAAAAUAGAUCUUUGAAUGCAGUGAAUGAUUUCACCAAUAGGCGAAAGGUUACUGAAUUUGGCAAUUUAAAUUUGGUCGAAAUGCGCGAAGAAAACGAAGGAGGCAAUGUUUCAAUGCGAUUACCUGGAACCAGAAAAGGUGACAUGGCUAGCAGAAGUAUGGAAUCAGAAAUUCGAGUAUUUUCUUUGCAGUUUUCUCCCACUGGUCAAGCGUGGGCAGCUGCGACAACUGAAGGUUUAUUAAUAUAUUCUUUGGACACUGGAGCAGUGUUCGAUCCGUUUCACUUGGACACAGGAAUAACUCCAGAGGCAAUAAGAAAUGCUCUGCGGAUAAAAGAUUACUCUAAAGCAUUGGUGAUGGCACUGAAACUAAACGAAAUUCUGCAGAUCCGAUAUGUUGUGGAAAGCAUUCCUCACCAUGAUAUUUCACUGACGUUAGCGGUAUUGUCCAAUAUAUAUGUGGAAAAGGUUAUGAAAUUUGCUGCAGCGGAAUUAGAAAUUACAAAACACUUACAGUUUUAUUUAAUAUGGAUUGAGACUAUUUUGACUGAACAAGGAGUUGGAAUCAGAACACUGCCACUGCUGUCGAUUUUACUAAUACUACAUAAAAAUAUACGAAGAAGAUAUGAUGACCUCAGCAAAAUGUGCGAUUUUAACCAGUACACAAUGAAAUAUUUAAAGAGGAUAAGAAAAUGGAAUUUAGUAGAGCAACUCAUUACGCUAGAGGAAAUGGAACUUGGUCAUCAUCAGAUGCUUUUGGAAGAAAUAGAUGCCAAUUGAUCAACAAGUUAUAUUAGAACUGUUAUAUAUAUAUAUAUAUAACGCAUAUGUAAAUAAAUUACAGUUUUAAAAAGU
This is a messenger RNA of Belonocnema kinseyi, 3009 nucleotides long. Its product is annotated as periodic tryptophan protein 2 homolog. Gene Ontology annotation, biological process: ribosomal small subunit assembly; maturation of SSU-rRNA from tricistronic rRNA transcript (SSU-rRNA, 5.8S rRNA, LSU-rRNA). The coding region runs from base 145 to 2934 and encodes 929 amino acids. Gene Ontology annotation, cellular component: small-subunit processome; Pwp2p-containing subcomplex of 90S preribosome. The record is from RefSeq and is a predicted model, not a curated record. Lineage: Eukaryota; Metazoa; Arthropoda; Insecta; Hymenoptera; Cynipidae. The transcript is spliced from 15 exons. Gene Ontology annotation, molecular function: protein binding.